UUUUCGAGCGGUGAUACUCCCUUCUAUCUUUUUUUCCUUCUCUUUUUUAUUUCGUUCUCUCGGACUCUCGACAGUCGUUUAAGAGGAUAUUGGACGCCAUUGAACGUUUGGUUCUGUUCCCAGCCGGCGCGGAGGACACAGUGAAUAGUCGUGCGCGCGUGUUUGCCAGUCGACGUACAGGUCGAAACGCAAUCCUGCCCGCGGGGUAGUAUGGGGGAGUGCGGGAGAUAGAUCGUCUUCGGGGUAAUCUGGCGUUGACGUGACCUAGCCUAACGUAACUUUUGUUUGGGACAUCGGUGGCCCACCCACACCAUCAUCCCCCGCCGGCCAUCCCUCGUUCCCAAAGCUGGUGCUCGUGUGUGUGUACACUUUUCUGGAGUGUGUGCGACUGCUUCGACGGGGAACAACUUCGCGCGUCUACGCGGUGUAUGUGCUCCCGAGGGUUGUUCUUAGUGCAUCUGCAAUGUGAGCAUUCGGCACGUGGACGUCCCCGAUUCGCUCGGAGAACAACGUGCAGGAUAUCGGCAGCCUGGUUUCCAAGAAGCAGCCAAAGAUGCUGUGAGACAUUCGACGCGUAGCAAUCGGGUAUUCAAUGGAAUUCACACCCGGCGAUUGUGGCUGUAUAUGAAGCUGUUUCGGAUAUCGGCGAGAACACUCACCACCUUGCGGCCAUCACGAUGCCAGGAACGUGCUUGAUGACCGAUGCGGUCAGGAUCGUCGACAGUUAGUGAUGAGGAGGAGCAAGUUGUCGGCGUGCCGAUGGCUCAGGUCACCAGUAACAUGCCAGUUCUCGAUCACAGACCAGACCCAGGUCCUCUUCGAGGACUUCUCAUCGGCGUUUUCGUUCUGUUGUACCUGCCACGGUGUCACUGCUAUGGCUCAGGACAAUGUACCGCGGCGCUGGGUAUGGAGAAUGGCGAAAUCCCCGAUGAAGACAUAUCGGCCAGUUCUAUGUACGAUCCCAGUCUUGGGCCGAAACAUGCCAGGCUGAGACAAGACAAGGGCGGCGGCGCCUGGUGCCCGAAAAAUAUGGUCACGAAGGAGGGCAAGGAGUACUUGGAGGUGAAUCUGCACAACCCACGUGUACUAACGUCUACCAGGACCCAGGGUAGAUACGGGAACGGCCACGGGGUCGAGUACACCGAAGAGUACUUCGUCGAAUAUUGGCGACCCGGGUUCAACAAGUGGGUGCGAUGGAGAAAUCGACGUGGCAUGGAGCUUCUAGCGGGCAACAAUAAUCCUUACACAGAGGAAAAGCAGAUCUUCGACCCGGCGAUCGUGGCUACAAAGGUCCGUUUCAUCCCUUACACCUCCCACAUGCGCAUGGUAUGCUUACGGGUGGAGCUUUAUGGCUGUCCAUGGACCGAGGGUCUGGUGUCGUAUUCCAUGCCCCAAGGAAUUAAGAGGGGUUCGGAGGUUGACCUUUCAGACAGGACGUACGACGGCAGGGAGGAAGGAGGUUACCUCUCGGGGGGGCUCGGUCAACUUGUCGACGGGCAAAAGGGUCCUGACAACUUCAGAUUGGACGUCAGUGGUAACGGGAAAGGAUACGAAUGGGUCGGUUGGAGAAACGACACGCCCAGUAUGCUUGGACAUCCCGUUGAAAUAACUUUCGAAUUCGACUACUCCAGGAACUUCACUGCCAUACACUUGCACACGAACAACUAUUUCACCAAGGAUGUGCAGGUCUUUUCUUACGCGAAGGUUUAUCUUGGCGCGGGUGGAAACCAGUUCAACGGAGAGCCGGUCCAGUUCUCCUACAUACCGGAUCUGGUGUUGGAGCAGGCACGUGAUGUUACCAUAAAGCUUCACUCACGUGCCGGUCGCUUCCUGAAACUGCAGCUGUAUUUCGCGGCGAGGUGGAUCAUGCUCAGCGAGAUUAUCUUCGAAUCGGUAAUCUCCGAAUGGAACAACACCGACGAUGAAGAGCCGAGGAACAAGAGUGCCAUUGUAUCGGCGACUGGCAGCCCCUAUCAGAAUAACGAGGGUCCAUUGCAGAGAGACGAAGUGAAGGCCACUUUUAAUAAGGAGGAAAACAACGAUAAUGCCCUUCCAGAGAAAAGCAAGGAGCCAGAGUCCAAGCAAUUCGUCGGCCUGGUCAUCGGGAUCCUGACUACUGUGAUCGUGAUGCUACUGGCCGCGAUCAUGUUUAUUUUCUACAGGAAUCGAAGACUCAAGGCUGCCCUCGCACCGUCUACGUUCUACGAUCAACACGGCGAUCUGAAGGUCUCCGUGCAGGAGGAGGGUGAGGACAAGGGACCAAUUUGCCCUCCGCUUCCGGCGCAGUACCACGCGGCUGCCUACACCACGACGACACCGCAACUACACAAAACUAUCACGGAUUACAGCGGGAUCACGGAGGCGCAGCCGGUUAUUCCGCUCUUGCUGAACACGGCGAUCAAUCUUGCCAGGCCAAUUCCGCCGGUUCAAGAAUAUCCAUCUAAUCCGCCACCCAUACCACCGCCGCCGGAAAAGUAUUACGCCAGUACGGAGAUCUGCAAGAAUUCCCUGCCGCCGUUGCCACCGUCGCCGACACCCAGCACGCCACCGCCAAUGAGCGCGAAAGCCUCCAGUAGCAUGACAAGCUACAGUCCCGAGGAUAUGCUUACAGAAGAGGAAGACGAGGUGCCCGAGUGCAUCUUAGACUUCCCCCGGGAAAAGCUCAACAUCGUUGAAAACCUCGGCUGCGGAUACUUCGGCGACGUUCACAUUUGCGAGGUCGACAGGUUUCCCGGAUACGACGAAGUUUUCCGGAACACCAGCAGCGACCUCGUGAUCGUUAAGUCCCUGAGACCUGGAUCCUCGGAUGCGCUUAGGAUAGAAUUUCAACAGGAGGCAAAAAGAGCGGCACGUCUGACCGAUCGGAAUGUCGCGCGGCUACUAGGCGCCAGCCUCGAAGACGACCCCAUGUGCAUCGUAUUGGAAAACGGCGAGUACGGGGAUUUGAAUCAAUAUUUGCAGAGCCACAUCGCUGAAACGUCCACCGUGCACACUGCCAAGACACUCAGUUUCGGCACGUUGGUUUACAUGGCCACGCAAAUAGCAUCCGGUAUGAAACACCUCGAGGAAAUGGACUUCGUGCAUCGGGAUCUCGCUACAAGAAACUGCUUGGUGAGCCGUGGUUACACGGUGAAGGUAUCGGAUCUGGGUUCUGGAAGAAGCGCCUACGCAGCUGACUACUUUCGAGUCGAUGGUCGACCACCACUGCCAAUUCGAUGGAUGGCCUGGGAAUCCAUGCUGAUGGGAAGACACACGUCGAAAAGCGACGUUUGGGCUUUCGCGGUGACGCUCUGGGAAAUUCUAACAUUCGCGCGGGAGCAACCGUUCGAGGAGCUCCCCGACCAUCGCAUCGUCGAGAACGCGACUUAUUUUUACCAAGAGGACGAGAGGAGGAUCAUCCUCCCGUUGCCCAAGAACUGUCCCAAGGACGUCUACGACCUGAUGCGCGAGUGUUGGCAACGUAACGACGUGGAUCGACCGAAUUUCCGCGAGAUCCACCUGUUCCUUCAACGAAAGAAUCUCGCUUAUAAGCAUAGCGACACGAACGACACCUGAUACAGAGAACUAGAAGGCUGGAACCUCAUCCGGCUUUCUAUGAUCGGCGAGCUGAAUGGAAAUUGGUGGCACAGCCCUUCGACGACCAAGUUACACCAAGUCAGACCAAGUUAGUACCUAGGGUGGCCCACCGUUCGAGAUGACGAUCGAUGAAUCGUCUUGGAUUGAAAGGUAAAUCGUCGGUAAAUUGGUCAUGUUCAUCCAUCAACGCGGAGACUGAUCGAGUCGUUCUCCGUUUUGGAAACGUAUCCGAGAACCGAUCCUUGACGUUGAGCGCUAUCAUAGUAUACGUUGGCGUAUAUACCAUGAUAGAUCUUCUAUUCCGUGGUGCCACUCGUGGUGAAAUUCUCAGCAGUCAGCAUACUAAUUCCAUAUCGAUGUCUCACUUUCACGACUGUAUCGUGAUUCGAUCGGUCGAUCCAGGAGAAUCGUGUCUCAAACAUUUGUAAAUCGUGUUCCUUCGAACGUUCGUUGCGUACUUUUCGAUCACUGGGUACGCGGAGGGAAUCGUCUGGAUCAGUGUUUCCCGAAUUUGUACAUGGAACGCUGGUGUUCCAUGAAAAAGCGUGGAUAAAGUUUAAGAAAAUAAGGUAAAAUAAAUUUUGCAUACUUGCAGCGUAUAGCACUUUCAUAUUGUUGUAGUAUUUAAUAUUAUUUUCUUUUCAAUUAUUAAUGUACUGACAUAUUAAUCGUAACGAAGAGGUAACAGUGUAUCAAUGUAUGGUUACUACAAGAAAAAUGUACAAAGUAGUGACAUUCAUUAUUUCUAAUUAAAAAUCAUCGUUAUGUAAACAUAGCUUAAAUUUUCAACGGAUUCGAUCGUUUUCAUGCAUGUAUUUUUAUUUUGAUGUUACUUUCGAAGAUGAAAUUUAUUAGUUUCGCGAUUCUCACAUCGAGAAAUGAGUGCAAACGUACUGUAAAUAGAUUGCGAGACGUAAAGUGUCCCCGUGGCAAAAAAGUUUGGUAAACGCUGAUCUGCACGAUGAUUUCGUGCGACGUCCGGCACGAAAUGGAACGUUCCUAUCGUGGGCCAAUAGACAGAGAGCACGUUCGAUAAAUCGCACAUACGCUAUCCUGAAAUUGAUACUGUCGGCAAACAAGCUUAUGAUACCCACCACAACGGCACUCGCGUCACGUUCAGAAUACACGCGGUCAGAACUUUGAAAAUUGUCGAAGACGCAUCCUUUUCUUCGCCCAGAGAUGGGUAAAAUUCUCACGUAUUAAACGAAUAAACAUAAUAUUCGACCUGUCGUUUGUUCGAUACAAAUCACAAACUGAAAUUAUAGAUGGAAUCAAAUUACGUGUCACAUUGAACAAACAACAGCUUGUCUGGAUACAGUCGAAUAAAUGUUGCGAGUAAAUCGCUACUUAGAGCCUUUAUUCGCUCGUUUAUCGUUCGAAUAAAAUUCUGCGCAUCUCUGUCCACGCAAAGUCUACACUUCGCUUCUUUUCCUCGAGAAACGCGGGUGUUCGAGAACUGAAAGGAAGCAAUUUCUAAAUGGUAAUAACAAGACUAACAAUUUGUUCGAUAAAUCGGUGAUAAGCUAUCUGUUGGUUGAUCCUUCUUGAAACUAGUGAUGUUAAUGUACGUUUCUAACGAAUCGAGUUGAAAGAUAAUUCGGUGCGACGGUAAGACACCCGAGGGCAUUUGUAGUUCGUUAAAGUGUCGAACUCGAAGUGUCGCUCUAUUUUUUAUCUCCUACCUUCUUUUUUUUUUUACGCGAGACUUUAAUUAACCGCCGCUGACGAAGGAAAAACUGGCGGACGCACGCAGAUUUUGUAUCGGGGGUAGUUCAGGGCGCAUCGGAACUUGAGAUUGCCGAUUAUGUUCGACGGAGGGUGCACCAGCGGAACGGACCAGUGUCCCGUGACUGGGCUGGUUUAUCGAAAAAGAGGGGAAAAAGUGGACGAUGGGAAGGAAUUCCUCGGGCCACGGGCUUGCGUUAAGUUCCCUGAAUCCAGAGAUGGGCGUCAUCCAGAUGAAAACGAAAUUAUUUAAAUACAAACUCGCGUGAAGGUACUUUACGUUUAACUUGACGAAUAACUUACGAAUACGGACAUUUUUGUUCUAUUUCACAAGGUUCAUUUACAAACGUACAAAGAUGGAAAUCUUACUCUAAGUUGAAGACGAAUCAAUCUAUCCGUCAUUCACCAAAUAAAGACGACUCCAGUUACUUUUUUUUUCGACGACUAAUGGAUAAAUAUCACUUGAAUUUUUUAUUUCGAGAGAGAUCCUGUCCAUCUCUGAAACUACUAAAUAAGCUUAAGAUGCGCUUAGCCGAAGUGCAUGAAUGUUUGACAAUACCACUAGAGGUUGCAGUAUAAAAUUCGUAUAUAUAUAAAUAUAUAAAUAUAUAUAGCGUGUAAAGAAUGUUAACGGAUUAACCGAUAGUAUAAAAUUAUUAGAGAACGUCGAUUUUAAGGCUUCGCAUUCCCCUCGGCGGUGUGGCGACCGUUUUGCGCUCGUUAACCCGGUAUAUCGAUUCGCAAAACUUGGUCGCCGUCCCGAGAACCGAAUCCAGCAAAACCACGGAGUCGAAUGCAUCGUGAUUCCUGGGAGCGGAGAUAGGGGAUGGGUUGGAUGGGGACGUAGGAAGGAGAAGCUCUCGUGUGACCUGAAGUUAAGUUUAUAGGAAGGAAUAGACACGGUCCAUUUACCCGAUGGAUAUUCCCGCUCGUUUCUUGGACGUAUUUUUGCCGAUCUGUCGAAGAUCGACGAGAGCUUCGACGAUACGUAGCUUUCGCGGCCAAUAAAACGUCGAUUUUUGUUUCCAUUAGGAUGUCCCGGAAAGUAUUGCGCGUUGUGCUCGCUUCACUUCGCCUCUGAGAUAGUUUUAAAUCUUUUAUCGAAUCGAGGUGUGUGCGUUCAUACAUUGCUGGAAAACUGUUUUUAAAUAUAAAAUACCAGAAAGUAUAAGAAAUUUAUCAUCUCGCUUUGCUCCGUUUCUUCGGCAACUUGGCAAAAUGAUCUUUUUAGUAUCUUUGGUUCUCAGAGAAGGAAGUUGGUUUGUAUUCGUACUGUUCAUGAAUAAUGCAAAGUUAGAAACGAAAACCAAAGAAAUUCCAAAUCGAUUUUCUUUUUCCUCCAAUGUAAUAUGUUUAUCGGGUACAGGACCGUGGUCAGCGCGAAACAAGGAAAAACUUAAUAAUUGUUAGAGGACGUUAGAUCGCAAGGCGUACCGAUGCGUUGUUCUGGAAUUUAUAACGUUACUGAACAGUCACACUCAUGAUCUGUAAAAUAUGAAUCACCGUAGAAAACAUAAGUGAUAAAUGUGCACGCGGUUGAAAAUAGUUGUGCGAAAGGACCAACGCCCUCUUGAACAUUUCUAGCUAAUUUACGUCAUAUAAAAAAAUGUAACUGAAAUAAUCAGAUAUUUGCUCGAUGCAAGAUUAUCAAUACAUAAAUCCUCUCCAAGCAUUUCAUCGAAGACCUACUCCAGACCAUUGAUGUUUCCGGUCCUUGUCGAUAUUAGAACUUUUCUUUUCGUUCAUGAAUGUUUAGUUUACACAUACGACAUAAGAGACUUCAUAGAAUAAAGACCUACCGAACAAAUAAAAAAUGAAUGAAAAAUAUCAGAGUCCUUUCGCAGGAUUAGGUUCGCCGUGAAACUAAUCGAGAGGUAUCAUUUUGAUUAUGAAAAUUCUACGAUAUUGUCUAUGACACGACGUUGGUAAUUUAAUAUGAUAUAAAAGUAAGACCGAUAACAGUGAGGAAUACUGCCACUCUAUUAGGGAACGUAUAAUAUAUCCAGCGACACCUAAGUCGCGGAAUUUCAUUUGUGACCUUCCUUCGUCGAAACAAUGAAGGAAAACGAUAAAACGAGAACGGGUAUUAUGCUCGGUCGUGCAGGACUAGUCUAGUUGUGUCGCAGGGGAUCGAUGUACAUAUCCACUUUGAUGAGCUUAAUGAAAUAUAUUGAUGGCAAUUUUGGCCGACUUUGUGGACGUUUUCUGCACGAUCGAAUGAACGAGAAGGCGUGCAUGCAGUCCUUCCUACAAAUUGAAAUGGAAAACGAAAGAGAGUGGUUUCCAUAUUAAAGUUUAAUUACGUUUCGUUUAGGUAUCAAUGCUCUCGUUAAAACCAUUAUAUUCACGAUGGAAGUAUACGUGAUAUGUUUCUCUUCUGCAUAACGAAGCAACAAAUUAAUCUAAUUUAUUUGAAACAAACCAGUGAAUGCUCGUUUUUUAACGUGGCAUAUCAUGUCCUAUACAAGGGAGAACAAAACGAACGUCGAAUUGCAUCGAAUUUUGGAUACGUGUAAUAUUCGAGUACUAACGAGACCAUUAUCUUUGGAAUUCCAGUGGAACGUAUUCCUUUUCAUUAACCAUUUUUUUGUACAAAUUUAUUGGAAUUUAUAGCACUUCCUAUACGUUUCACGUUCGAUCAAUGGGAUUGUAACGUAACGAGAUCUUUUCGUCUAAUUAAAUAUCGAGAUUGAAAAUGAUUAAAUUGGGUGGAACCAGUGUUGUUAAUUAAGUAUAUAAUAUCGUGCCAUCGACAUAUCAUUUGUUUGGGCGAAGAAAAAAUUCGACGUGACGAAUGCGUGGAUCUCGAUACAGAAAUAAAAAACAAACAAUUGUACGCGGAGGAAUUUGAUUGUAUUGUAUAUAUCGUGAAAUUGAACAUAUCUUGCUCUGCUCGUUCCUGAUUGUUCAUGGCGAAACGUUUCUUUUUGUAGGAAGAAUUCCUAUCGUGUGAGCCGAGUGUUUGAGAGUGAGAGUGGAAGAGAGAGAAGUAAACAUUCGCAGGAUGUCUCACUCGUUACUGACAACCUAAUUAUUUUCUUGUGAGGAUGUGAACAAAUGUUUUGUAUAUAAGUUUCGUAGUUUUGACGAGUGAAUUCCUACAGAAGAAUAAUUUUACUUUCAACGUGAUCUGUUUCAGAAGUUUUAAAGCCACAGAUGUAAGUAUUUUUUCAUUCUCUCUUGCAUAUCGUACUUAUAUUCCAGAACUUAGUAUCAACUUAGAAAGAUCUUGUGGAUAGUCAUCUGACUUGUUUCGAGUCAGACACCCUGUAUAUGUAUACACACAUAUACACGUUGAAAAUCGUCGAGGAUUCAUCGACGAUGAGAAUUCAUUGAACUAAUCGUUUCCACUGUAGCGAUAAUCUUACGAAGCGUGAGAAACACUUUGUACAGUUUGUAAUAACAAAACCGCGAGUAUAUGCGGCACAUUUCACUCAUCCGCUGAGAAAAUGCGUUACUUAAUGUUCCCACGAUGCGUUUUAAUUUUCAAAGGCGAAGACGGGAUCGACGAACGAACGAUUACGUUUAGAAACUCACCAGAGACGGGUAAAAUUUGACUCGAUAACGAGUAAAACAACUUCAUAAAUAUUAUACUUUCAAUUAUAAAACGAAAUGAUAUUUUAUCUUGAACAAAGAUGACUGUAUCGUGCAUUCAUUCGUCAUCUGUUAUCGGAAUCAAAUUUUGCUAGUCUCUGAAAUGCACUUGGUUGUUGCAUGGAUGAUUGUAUACAAUGUUUCAUUCAUACUUCGACGUGUGAUAAGUGAAUAUUUAUAUCGUCUGUGCAUUAAAUAUUUCGGGAGCAGGGUGUCUCCUGUGGAACGAAGUUCCAGCAACAUUCAAUUGACCGUUCAAUGUUCAAAGUCACCGUAGAACCAUUCCACUAGGAUCCUAAAAACCUGCAAACACAUUUCUUGAUCUUCUAUUCACGAAGUGGUUUUUUAUUUACAAUGGUGGAAGAAACCUUUAGCGACCAGUUAUCAUCCAGUUACAUUAGGCAAAUAUAACGUUCUAGUUUCGUAGAGAGCCCACGAUAUUUCCUGUUACAAUUCAACGCUUCCUCAUAUCGGAUUUCGUUUUCGGCCGAUCCGCUACGUAAUAAUUAACAAACUCGGUUCGCGCGUUCCGGUAACGUUCCCGUAUAUUUAGAGAACUAUUUCUUCAUUUCGAAAUUAACCGCUCCGAGGAUGAAUUACUUCGCUGAAAUUAAACAUAAACUAAAAUUGAAACUGACCCGCAUAACACAGCCAUUAAUCGUGCAAGAUACUAUUACCACGUACGAUUGGAAGAUUUAAUUACGAAUAUUCGUUUGGAAUUUCAGUGCUACACGCCUUGUCAUCGGAACAUUUCUCGAAUGUCUGUAAUUCGAUUACGCGACGUUUUGGUUGAUGUGAUAAAGAUAGAUCAAAUAUAGACUCGUGAAUUGAUCUGACAGAGGCCAUCAUGCUUUUAUUUUUAAUUUCUACUCAUAACAUUUCCUUCAUUUGAAUUUUAAAUUUUCCUCACUUACAAAAUAUUCUCCGUCUUUCCCUUCCAUAUAAUAUUAAAAAUCGCCAAAAUACUCAAACUAUUCCAAGAAGUAAUUCAAUUUUCUCUCUGGAAGGAGUAGGUAAUCGUAUCGCAAAGGGGUUGGAGGUUGUCGAGGGCUCGAAUUCGCGUUUAUUAUCCAGGAACCGGAGCUGGUUCCUUUGGCAUCAAGCGAAUCGUUCUUUCGUCCUCGAACAUCGGUGGUUCCCUCCUCCCGUCUCGCCUUUGUAAACGAGCCUUGUUUUCCCGCGCAUAUUUACGCAAUGAAAGCGUUCGGUUUUCGUCGCGAGCCACGGGCCGGCGGUCACAAACAAAAGUCGGAUCACGGAAGUGCCGCGUACACGGGAAUUCACGUUUGCCGACGGAAUUUAAUAUCCGCUGCCUUCGUUAUGAAACACGAUCGCGCUUUUUCUCCCCUUUCACCGGCCGCCCGCGAGCUUUCGUUUUUGCAGCCCCGAUAGCGGUGCAACAUCGAAUCGAUAGCCAAGCUCGAGUCGCCUCGACGGAUUUCGACAAACACCGAUAAACCGACUAUCCCUCUGAUGUGCGAAUUCUUCCUUCGCGCAAAACCACGACAGAACGAACGCAGCCUGGUCAUUCGAGUGUCCUUCGUUUCGAAAGCAAAUUUCGUUUCGUGAAACGUCGAACACGAGCCUGGCCGCGUCAACGUUUCACGUUUGUUCUCGCUUGUUCGUUGAGGUUUGGUUAUAAACACCAGCAAACGUUUCGUUGGAGGGUGAAACACUCUGACGUUUUCGGUUGCAAACUUUUUUUUCUGGGAAUACUUGAUUGGCUCAUCCUGGUCCUUCAGAUUUAAUCUUUGAAUACUGUGCGUGACUCAUAAGAGUAUUUAAAGAGUAAAUUUGAAAAGGGGGGAAAGUGUAUAGGGCCUCAAAAAGGUAAAAGUUUGACAAGUGCCUGACUGUGUCGAUGAAAUCAGUGGAUAUUAUUCGAUGAAUUAAUCGCGUCUCCCUAAUAUUAUUUGCAAUCUUCGAAACUCUCGUGAAUAUACAAAAAACUGGAAGCUAGUGGAAGGGCAAAUCCCAGGGUUCGUCCCUAAUGAUUGUUUGGUCGGAAUCCGCUCGGGGAGGCGACGAGACGCUCCAGCAAAUGAGUGUCGCUGAUUGGUGGGUUCGCAGCGAUGUCGACGUACCUGCCAAUCUCCGCGUGUAAAUAUAAACGGCGAAAUGGGUUGUAAAUAAGCUGGCCGCGCGCGGUCGCGGGUACAAGGCCAGUUAUCUAUUGUUAUCGGCGAGCGUAUUGACUAUCGUGCGUGGUAAACACUCGAACACCUUCCACCUUUCCCUGUAUAAAUGUGUCAGUCACCCUGUAUUUAAUACGUUUGUACAUAGCGAUUCGUUUUCAAUAAAUAC
Molecule: messenger RNA, 11199 nt
Organism: Hylaeus volcanicus
Lineage: Eukaryota; Metazoa; Arthropoda; Insecta; Hymenoptera; Colletidae
Gene: Ddr
Product: discoidin domain-containing receptor 2-like
Exons: 21
Coding region: 703-3555 (950 amino acids)
Biological process (GO): multicellular organism development; positive regulation of kinase activity; cell surface receptor protein tyrosine kinase signaling pathway
Cellular component (GO): signaling receptor complex
Molecular function (GO): collagen binding; protein tyrosine kinase collagen receptor activity; ATP binding
Source: RefSeq, a predicted model, not a curated record